AUGGAGGCUGAAGCGCUGUACAGCUUCAGAGCUACAGAAUGUGAUGAGCUCAGUUUUCACAAGGGUGACAUACUGAAGGUGACGAACAUGGAUACGGAUGGAGAUCCGAACUGGUACACAGCCGAACUUUCGGGGCGGAAAGGCUUCGUACCCAAAAAUUAUAUCAAUGUAAGGCCUCAUCCGUGGUUUGUGGGAGGAAUUUCUCGCCUGGCCGCGGAGAGCCGACUUCGGCCGCUGGAGAGCGGAGCGUUCCUUAUCCGAGAAAGCGAGAGCACACCAGGGGAAUUCUCCGUGUCUGUCAGUUAUGGGGACCACGUGCAGCAUUUUAUGGUCCUGAAGGACCGGCUGAGGCGCUACUUUAUAUGGGACGAAGUCUUCGCCUCGCUCAACCAGCUGGUGGAGUUCUACCGCAUCAACAGCAUCGCCAAAGAGAGGACCGUCUUCUUACGCAAGCCUGAGAGACUGCUGGCUAGGCCACGGCACGCUCACGCCCUCCUCGACUUCACGCCGCAUCACGCCACCCAGCUCCGUUUCCUGCGUGGUGACAUCAUCGACCUUCUGGACUGCUCGGACGCUCGUUGCUGGAAGGGGCGGUGCCGGGGUCAAGUGGGCGUGUUCCCGCCCGAAUACGUCCAGCCCGUGCACCACUGAAGGGUGUUGAAGUGUAUUUCAGCUCCAACCUCGAGCUUAUUUAUUAGUGAAAUCUUUUCAGAAGACAUUUUAGAAGACCUUGUAAUGAUUACGGAUUCUAACUGGCGUUCAAAUCGUAUCGCAUCGCCAAGCAAAGAAUAUCUGUAUAUACUGUACAUACCAUAUUCCGUCCUAAUUAUAAUGCAUUCUUUUAUAUCUAUAUACGCAUAAUUAUAAUCCGAGCUGUA
This is a messenger RNA of Ictalurus punctatus (channel catfish), 878 nucleotides long. It is a transcript of the gene grapb, whose product is annotated as GRB2 related adaptor protein b. The transcript is spliced from 5 exons. The record is from RefSeq and is a predicted model, not a curated record. Gene Ontology annotation, molecular function: protein binding. Lineage: Eukaryota; Metazoa; Chordata; Actinopteri; Siluriformes; Ictaluridae. The coding region runs from base 1 to 651 and encodes 216 amino acids.